CCCGAUUGCGUGUCAAUUCAUCUGUUUAUAAAAAUAAUAAUAUAAAUAUAAUAAUAUAAUAAUAAUAACAUUAAUAAUAUUGACAGCCGUGUCACCUGAGGUGGUCUCGUCUACAGAGAAAGAGGGGAAUCGAGACUCGAGAGGGAGGAAAGGAAAGGUAAAGUGUGCUGGAUCGAGAAGCAGCCGAAGCGAAGAAGUCCUUUACAACGUCCUGGGGAAAUUUCGGUUUGGUGUCAAUUAGUUGGUUGGCAUCUGCGUUUAAUAAAUAGGAAGUACUACUAGCCAGGCGGGCAGGGGUGAAGAGAGGAAGAGGAGAGCAGCGGAGAAAGGAGAGGGAGAUGGCGGAGAUCGUGGAUUGGGAAUCGCUGGCAGAGGCGACGUCUGGGGCGGUGGGGGCGCUCGUCAGCACCACCGUGCUCUAUCCCCUCGACACCUGCAAGACCAGAUACCAGGCCGAAGUCCAAUCCCACGGCCAACGCAAGUACAGGAACCUUUCAGAUGUCUUAUGGGAGGCGAUUUCAAGGCGCCAAGUUCUUUCUCUCUAUCAGGGACUUGGCACAAAAAACUUACAAUCUUUCAUAUCACAAUUUGUCUAUUUUUAUGGUUAUAGUUAUUUCAAACGACUUUACUUAAAGAAGAGUGGCACUAAAUCUGUCGGAACAAAAGCCAACUUGGUAGUUGCAGCGGCUGCUGGUGCUUGUACUGCUAUUGUGACGCAGCCAUUGGACACUGCAUCUUCCAGAAUGCAAACAAGUGCUUUUGGAAAAUCGAAAGGAUUGUGGGAGACACUUGCAGAGGAUUCAUGGAUGGAAGCCUUUGACGGCUUAGGCAUAUCUCUUCUCUUGACUUCCAAUCCUGCUAUUCAGUACACAGUAUUUGAUCAGCUGAAACAAAGACUUUUGCAGAGGCAGAGAGCUAAAGAUUCGCCAUCAUCUACAGAAUCUUCUCCGGCUGCUCUUUCUGCUCUCUCAGCUUUCAUACUCGGGGCCAUUUCGAAGAGUGUAGCGACCAUACUGACAUACCCAGCAAUCCGGUGUAAAGUCAUGAUUCAGGCUUCUAAUUCAGAAAACGGUCCGGACAAUGUUGGCGAAUCUAAAUCUGCAAAGACGAUGAUGGGUGCAUUGAGUGUUAUAUGGAACAGGGAAGGAAUUCCAGGCUUCUUCAAAGGGUUGCAGGCUCAGAUUUUGAAGACUGUUUUGAGUUCCGCAUUGCUGCUGAUGAUAAAGGAGAAGAUCUCGAGGUAUACUUGGAUCUCGAUGCUUGCUCUUAGGCGGUAUCUCUUGGUUUCUCAGAAAAGAAUAAAGAGUGCGUGAUUAUAUGCAUCAACACAUUUAGUUUUAACGGUAUAAAAGAAACUAAGAUUGCUGAUUGAACUGGUAAGUGAUGUUAGUUUCUAUCGGAGCAAUAAGUGAAUGAAAAGGCAAAAGACUUUUUGAAUCUUCCCUAA
Molecule: messenger RNA, 1447 nt
Organism: Ananas comosus (pineapple)
Lineage: Eukaryota; Viridiplantae; Streptophyta; Magnoliopsida; Poales; Bromeliaceae
Product: peroxisomal adenine nucleotide carrier 1-like
Exons: 5
Coding region: 339-1313 (324 amino acids)
Biological process (GO): transmembrane transport; fatty acid beta-oxidation; ATP transport
Cellular component (GO): peroxisomal membrane
Molecular function (GO): ADP transmembrane transporter activity; ATP transmembrane transporter activity
Source: RefSeq, a predicted model, not a curated record